UCAUCGACGAUUCAAGGCGCGUGCCUGCAAGUGAAGCGGCAGCGACGGCACGCGCAUCCCCGGAUCCAGAUCAGAGCAUCUGCAGUGGCCGAGCCGUCUCUCAGCAGACCUGGAGCCACACUAUGAGUCCGCAUCGCGUCUGAUGGCGGUGAUGCUUUGGUGAACAGCUCUGUAGAUUGACGUGGCAUCGCGUGAGGGGCCCGGACACCACCAUGAAGCUGCUCCUUGUGAUGACUUUCUUAUUCCGCCAGGCAUUUUCCGGUUCUCCGAGCGUCCAGAUCGGUGGUUUAUUUCCCAGAGGUGCAGAUCAGGAGUACAGUGCGUUCAGAGUUGGAAUGGUUCAGUUUGGGAUGGCAGAUUUCAGAUUGACUCCACAUAUAGAUAACCUGGAGGUGGCCAACAGCUUUGCUGUUACUAAUUGCUUCUGUUCUCAGUUCUCCCGGGGCGUCUACGCCAUUUUUGGCUUCUAUGACAAGAAGUCGGUCAACACUAUCACAUCCUUUUGUGAGACACUCCAUGUCUCCUUCAUCACACCGUCUUUCCCAGCAGAAGGAAUGAAUCAGUUUGUCUUGCAAAUGAGGCCAGACAUCAAGGGGCCCCUAGUUUCAUUAGUGGAAUACUACAAGUGGGAAAAGUUUGCCUAUCUGUAUGACAGUGACAGAGGUCUUUCUACUCUUCAGGUGAUACUGGACACUGCAGCAGAGAAAAAGUGGGUUGUAACAGCCAUAAAUGUAGGAGACCUGAAAGAUGAGAGAAAAGAUGAAGCCUACCGCUCCCUCUUUCAGGACUUGGAAAUCCGUAAAGAGCGACGCAUCAUCCUGGACUGCGAACAAGAUAAAGUCAAAGAUAUUAUGGAGCAGGUGAUCACUAUAGGCAGACAUGUGAAGGGACACCACUACAUCAUCGCAAACUUAGGAUUUCUGGAUGGUGACCUCUCUAAAAUCCAGUACGGAGGUGCAAAUGUUUCUGGAUUUCAGAUAGUUGACUUUGAUGAUCCUGUGGUGGCAAAGUUUGACCAAAGGUGGGAAGCUUUGGAAGAGAAAGAGUAUCCUGGAGCUGAUUCAAGAAUAAGAUACACUUCAGCCCUCACCUAUGAUGCAGUCCAUGUGAUGACUGAGGCAUUUCGCUUCCUGCACAAGCAGAGAAUAGACAUGAGCCGUCGUGGUAACAGCGGGGACUGCCUAGCUAAUCCAGCAGUACCUUGGGCACAGGGCGUGGAGAUUGAACGGGCCCUUAAACAGGUACGUGUAGAUGGUUUAACUGGAAACAUUCAGUUUGACCAGUAUGGGAAGAGGAUCAACUACUCAGUUACAAUCAUGGAGCUUAAGAACAAUGGACCUUUAAAGAUCGGCUAUUGGAAUGAGGUGGAUAAGAUGGUGCUGACAAAGUCAGAGAUGUAUAAUAAUGACACAAUGGGAAUGGAAAACAAGACUGUCAUCGUUACAACUAUACUGGAAGCCCCUUAUGUGAUGCUAAAAAAGAAUGCUGAGCUGUUUCAAGACAAUGACCGCUAUGAAGGUUACUGUGUUGACCUGGCUGCAGAAAUUGCAAAGCACUGUGGUAUUCGCUACAAGCUUAGGAUUGUAGGAGAUGGCAAAUAUGGAGCAAGAGAUGCUGAGACCAAGAUCUGGAAUGGAAUGGUUGGAGAGUUGGUGUACGGGAAAGCAGACAUAGCAGUUGCUCCGCUGACGAUUACUCUUGUUCGGGAAGAGGUGAUUGAUUUCUCCAAACCCUUUAUGUCCCUGGGAAUCUCCAUCAUGAUCAAAAAGCCUCAGAAGUCCAAACCAGGAGUUUUCUCCUUUCUGGACCCACUGGCCUAUGAAAUCUGGAUGUGUAUUGUCUUUGCCUACAUUGGAGUCAGUGUUGUUCUGUUUCUGGUGUCAAGGUUCAGCCCCUAUGAGUGGACACUUGAGGAGCCAGAGGACGGCGCAUUGCCACUGACAACCGAAUCAACCAAUGAGUUUGGGAUCUUUAACUCUCUGUGGUUUUCUCUGGGUGCUUUCAUGCGACAGGGGUGUGAUAUUUCCCCAAGGUCUCUUUCAGGUCGUAUAGUUGGAGGGGUGUGGUGGUUCUUCACUCUGAUUAUUAUCUCAUCAUACACUGCCAACCUGGCUGCCUUCUUGACGGUGGAGAGAAUGGUUUCUCCCAUUGAGAGUGCUGAGGACCUUGCUAAGCAGACAGAGAUUGCCUAUGGGACACUGGACUCUGGGUCAACCAAAGAAUUCUUCAGGCGCUCUAAAAUUGCCCUGUUUGACAAGAUGUGGCAGUACAUGAAAUCCGCAGAGCCUUCCGUGUUUGUCAAGAAAACAUCGGAGGGCGUCCAGCGUGUGAGGAAGUCCAAAGGAAAGUACGCUUACCUGCUGGAGUCCACCAUGAAUGAGUACAUCGAGCAGAGGAAACCUUGUGACACCAUGAAAGUGGGAGGGAACCUGGACUCCAAAGGCUACGGGAUUGCCACGCCCAAAGGAUCCCCAUUAAGAGUGCCAGUAAACCUUGCCGUAUUGAAACUGAAUGAGCAAGGGACCCUAGACAAGAUGAAAAACAAGUGGUGGUACGAUAAAGGAGAGUGUGGCUUCAAGGACUCCACCAAUAAGGAAAAGACCAGCGCUCUGUCCCUUAGCAACGUGGCAGGAGUUUUCUACAUCCUGGUCGGAGGCCUGGGCCUGGCCAUGAUGGUGGCUCUGGUCGAAUUCUGCUACAAGAGCCGUGCUGAAGCCAAAAAGAUGAAGAUGAAAUUCACAGAUGCAAUGCGCUCCAAAGCUCGUCUGUCUAUCACUGGGUCAACAAGUGAGAACGGCCGUGUUCCAGUGGCUUACCUUCGCCCAGGAUUACCCAUGAGCCUCAGCAUGACUGAUCUCUCAUGACCUCACACAAGUCAGUGCCUUACAGCCAGUCAACACACUUUCAUCGAUCCCCGCUGUAAGUGAAGUGGACAGAAAGGGUUGCCCUCUUCAAGAAAAACACAAGACAUAUUACCAGUAAUAAUGGGCGACCUGCCCCACCUUUUAUUCUGGAUUUUAUUCAUUCAAAACUCUUCACUCCUUUACAUCUGGUCUACCAAAACUAGGCAGAUGACCUUCUACUAUCUGGUUGUCAGGCUUCUGAAAAGACCUGCCCACUUGUAAAGUGAUUCAUGCGACGAUAGAAGGGAGAGAUGGCUGGUCCUAAGCAAAUCCAUGACAAACAAUCAAGCACAGAGGACAGUUUUUUAAUUCAAAUGUUACUCGUUUUGUAGAUUUUUGCCAUGGAGACUUCUAUUGUACAGAAAACAAGGACAACAGCGAUGCCGACGUUCAUGCAAUAACAACAGUUAUCAGGGAUGUGAUCAGGAACUGUGGGGACACAAGCAGGACCUUGUUUGAAAUGUGUUAAAAGUGCCAUGAACAAAAACUGAUGUCCUGAGAAAUCAGUAUAUAUUGUGACAGAUAACGAUGUGAUUGUUCCAAUUUUCUUCUUCUGUUUACCUGUAAAUCUUCAUUUGAGAAACACGUAACGACACACACACAAAUACACACAUCCAGGUCAAAUUAAAUAUUAAUAGAAAUCAACCAAAAUUUAAUAAGAAUUCUAGUUGAUGAGGUUCUGUAAUUUUAAUUAGGACAUUUGGUAACGUCGUUAAAAACACCAAACUCAUGCAACUCAGGCUGACACCCAUUCUUUCAGUUACUUCAGUAUAAUAAGUUACAAACUAUCUUAUCGCUAAGUUUUUGUAAUCCAAACCUACUGUACUAACAGUUUCCUCCUGUUAAUGAACAGUACCUUAUCUGAAUUACUAUUUUACCUGUUUGAAUCACUCAGUUUUUAUAAAAUACUUAAUCCAUUCAUCCAUCCAUCAAACCUUGUUGGCAUAUCUGAGGUUAGCUAAAGAGCCAAGCGUCUCCUGGGUGACCCUGAGGAAUUCCCUGGCUAAAAGGGAUGCAUGAUUCCUCCAGCAAGGUCUGGGUCUUUCAAGCAUCUCUUCCCAGCUGGACACGCUGAAAAACCCCCACAUGAAGGAAAGAAGAGGGGUCAAUCAACGCAGGGGUGCCUGUGGUUCUACUGUACUGGAUGAUUAAGCUAAGGAACUCUUUACUCUAUCCCUAAGACUGAGGCCUAGGGUGGACACCACUCAGUACGCCUCAUGUACCCAUGAUAGGAUUAUGUGUCCCAUGACAGACUUAGAGCUUUCCCUUCCAGCUCAGCUCCUUCUCGGUCAGCACAGACCUGCAGAGAAGGCCCCAACUCAUCUCUCACUCCAUCAUCCCAUCACUGCCAUCAUCUACCCAAACUGAUUUGAGAUUCCACCUUUUCAUGGUGGAUGGUUAGGAACCAUCUAUAUGUUGCAAACUGCUGUGCACCACUGUAGAGCAUCCUGAUGGUCAUUCUCCAAUGGCGCUAUUAGAACCUCAUCAUCUGCAAAAAGAUGAGAUACAACCUGGAGGUUCUCUGACAAAUUCAAGACUACACUAUACGAUUCUGUCCAUGAUCACCUCAGAGAAGGUCAGGGUCACAUAGCAGCCCUGUUGGAGCCCAACCCAUUCUAGAAGCAAGUUCAGCUUUGUGCUUAAAAUGGAAAAGCAGCUCUGGCUUUGGUAGAUGGCCUACAAAGGGACUCCUGGCACCCAGCGGCUCCCCCAUCAUGAACAUGCAUCAGGCGACAUAUUCAUAACAGCUCCUAACCUUCUCCUGGAUCUGAGGUUCACCAAUCAGCCUGAGCCUUCUUUAGCAACACCCCGGAGUAAACUGUGCCAAGGGGGCAGCGUGUUACCCUGAAGCGCCUGUUUGCUCUGUCACUCCACAGGCUGCCUGCGAAACACUGAGGAGGCAUUUCAAUAGCGACCACCUCCCAACAUUCUGAACCUUCAGCAUCUCAGGGAGAAUCUUGUCCACCUUUCCAACAGAGAGCUUUCUCAUUAACUCAGACCACCCAUAGUCCUUGCCUUCCACCAAGUCUGUGGACUUGGAGAAAAGUAAGGAUUAAGGAUUUCCUCUAAAUGCUCUUCUCACCUGUCAACAGUGUCUUCAGUCAUGAUCAGCAGUUUGUCUCCCCUGGGUACACCAGGGUAUGAGAGAAUACAGUCCCUCAGAGUUUGGUUGCAGAGAUAUCGCUGUGUGUGAAGCCUGACAGUCUCUAGUUGGUGUUGCUCAAGUUCUUAACCAAGAUCCUGGUCCUUUCCUACCUGCAAGUUGCCAUUACAUGUAUAGGCACGCACAGGUCCUCACCCUUACCUUCACACAGCUCCUUCUGCACCAGAAACUCUCCCUGCAGCUGAUAGGUUCACAAGGAGAUGGAUGCCUGUUGCCGUUAUAGGUCCGGCCUUGCUGAGCCCCAGGAACCAGGACUCAACCGUUAGAACUGGGUCUAGGGGGGUGCAAUGAUGUCAGUAUUCAGAAUUGGAAACCAUAUCAUAGAUGUGAAAUUGAAAUUGAGUAUUUUGGAACAGUGUUGUGUAAGUUAAUACAUUUUAUUGGCUUCAUGCAGUGACGAUAUUGAAAGAAGGAACGAUGAGGAGAGGAAGAGCGGGUGGGUUUGGGUUACGUGAUCACAGUGCUUUACCCCAGAAGAAUUUCUACAAAAACAGAAGGGUCAAGGUGUGCAAAUGUAUCAUAAUGUCCAAAUGUAUUUUGUAAAUGGAUAUAAAUACAUAAAAGGGAAAACACGCCUAAAGAUAGGUGAUAUAGUUUAAAACGCAUUCUGAACUUCACCAUAGAGGAGAGUUAUCUGCAUUUUUUUGUUGUUGUUGUUAUCAUCACUGUUGUUUUAAGAAUUUUAAGAAAAACAGCAUCCUUGCACACAUUGAAUUGAUGGCAACGCUCCAACAACUCCCUGACGUGGUCGGGGCUGGAAAUCCUGCAGAGCCACAUAGGACAAAGUGUUUUUUAUGCAUCGCGUUAAACUACAUUUAUUUCUGUAAAUAUGAAAAUGUGAGAUGAAUUUGUCUUCUUUUUUAAAAGCCAACAUACAACACGACAAGAAAUACUCACAUUGUUUACUGUACAUGGUGUACACUUAAAAAUGCAUCACACAAGACAUCCCUGCACAUGUUAUCAUCAGAAGAGUUCUGAAGCCAAGUGGAGGAUGUGCCAAACAGACUGAGGAGCAACCGAAGCUCUCCGACGGCAGCUGCUGAAACUGAACCCUGAGCCAGCAGAAGCUCUCACCUCCGUGAGACGGACUAUAUAAUGUGAAAACUUUUCAAAACUUUACUGCAUUGAUGGUGCCAACAGUGACAAGGAAGAUGAAGAUUGGACAAAGAGAGCAUUUGCAUGUCACUUAAUUUUUUUUUUUUUUUUUCGGAUCAACCUGUCAGCCUGAACCCUUAUGACUGGCUGCAUAGUAGUGUUUGAUAAUGAUAACCGUUAGAAGAAUAUAAACAAUAUUAAUUGCAGUACUACUGUUGUUCCUGUUAUGUAAAUGUAUGCUUUUAAGAAUUUGAUUCUGCUGCUUUGUUUCUAAAAGAGCUGUUCUUUGUUUGGCUAGUUUUCAGCUUAAUGGGAAGCUAAAACACACUUCAACCUGACAAACGUCUGACACCUGAGUAACACAAGCCGAGAGGAGCGCUUCAGUCUCAUUUCAGGUUUAUCGUGGGGAUUUCCACGGUCCCAUCAGCCACUGAGACGUGGAAAAAUCAUCACAGUUCACUGCUGACUUUGUGAUUGCUUUCUCUUUUUCUAAUAAAAUAAUAAAAUUUCGAGGAAAAAAAACUGUUUCCAAUGGUGAGGUUGUAAGUUUUCAGUGUAAGGCAGUUUGUGAGUCAUUUUUAACAUUUUUGCCUCAUGAAUACACGAAGAACAAGGCUGUAUCAGGGUGACAUUUACCAAAAGGCUUGGGACGGAGUGCAAUUUGUUGUAGUUAUUAUGUAUGUGUGCAGUUUUUUUUUUUUUUUUUUUUUUAUUACUGACUACAUCUGAUGUUGGCUAACUACCAUGCCCUUCGAAAUGUUUCCAUACCCUUUAAACUUGUUCACAAUUUGUCCCGUUACAGCCACUUGCAGUAGUAGUGCAUAACUGUAAACUAGAAGGAAGAUUAUACGUGGAUUUGGAAGCUUUAAACAAAUCUGAAAGGUGUGGCAUGCAUAUGUAUUUACCCCGAGAGUGAGUUAAUAAUUUAGGGAAGCACAUUUUGCUACAAAGGUCCUCUGGGUUAUGUCUCUACCACUUUGUCUUUCUAUAGGCUAAUUUUUUUUUUACCUAGUUGGGUUUGAUGAAGAGUAUCUGCCAUUAUCAACUUUCAGGUUUUGCCAGAUAUUUCAACAUAGAUUUCUAGCUGGACUUUGAAUGACCUAUUCUAACAUAAGUUAGAGUGGGUAGCAGUCAUACCAGCACCACAGAAUGAUGUAAAGCCCUCCAUUGUGGCUCUGCCUGUGGCUUUUGGGCUGUUUUUCUUCUGAAAGGGAAACCUCCGCCACAGUCCUUUACAGCUUCUGACAGGGUUUUUUUUUUUUUAUGUGAUUACAUGUUCCCAUCUGCUCUGACCUGCUGUGUUCCUUGGUCUGUGUGAUACUAGUAAUUCCCUAAUGUUCUCUAAGACACCUGAGGUCAGAAACAGAACAGCUGGAUUUAAACUUUGAUUAAAUUAUAAACAAAUGGAGGAUUGAGCUUUGAAGGCAGUGGAUUUUAUUCAGGACUAUCAGAGUAAAACCGGCAUGUCACGAUUUUCAGGUUUUAAGUUGUUAAAAUCGUCACCUUUAAUUUAUUAUUUUCCCUCUGCUCCACGAUUAUACACGCUGUUGUGUCGAUCUAUCACGGAACAUCCCAAUGCCAUACAAUGAGGUUUGUGGCUGUAAAGUGACUUAAUGUGAAAAGGGUGUGGGAAUAGUUUUACAAGGCAGCAUGAGAAGGAACCAGAAAACAAAUGCCUCGGCCAUGCUGAUACAUAUUUGCCUCUUUAGGUGAUCUUUUGGUUAUGGAAAAGGCAGAAUUUAUUGUAUCAUGACUUUCUAUUUAUGUUGUUAAUAUGCAAAUGUCACUAUAAGAGUGUUUGACUGUAUUCACAAAUGAACACUCAUUGUGAUGAUACUUGGUUUGUAAUCUAUUUACAGUAAACAAUAAACAUGCAUGCUCUCAACAUGA
Molecule: messenger RNA, 8052 nt
Organism: Fundulus heteroclitus (mummichog)
Lineage: Eukaryota; Metazoa; Chordata; Actinopteri; Cyprinodontiformes; Fundulidae
Product: glutamate receptor 2
Exons: 19
Coding region: 213-2864 (883 amino acids)
Biological process (GO): modulation of chemical synaptic transmission; monoatomic ion transport; synaptic transmission, glutamatergic
Cellular component (GO): dendritic spine; plasma membrane; postsynaptic membrane
Molecular function (GO): AMPA glutamate receptor activity; transmitter-gated monoatomic ion channel activity involved in regulation of postsynaptic membrane potential
Source: RefSeq, a predicted model, not a curated record